AAAUUAUUAAAGCAUACUGAUAACCACUCAAUAUGUCUCCUCGUCAAAAGUCAAUCGAGGUUCGAUUUUAUAAAAACCCUGGCUAAAACCCUUAUCUCACUGCUUUUCUCAACACAAAAAUGGCUCUAAGCCAUACGAUUCGCAGAGCAGCUUCGAAAGUUGUACCUUUGGCGAUCUGGGCUACCGCCGGGAGUCAAGGGUACAUACACCACCAAGCAGCGCCGGCACUUUCGUCCGCCGUCAGCCGCCCCUCGCGUAAUCUCUUGCAAAGGUCAUUUCUCCACCUUAAUAGCAAGCCCGACUGUGACUUGUCACUCCUACGAGUUAUUGAGGCCGAGAUUAAGUUUUCCAUCGAGUCUGAGGAAGCGUUCCAGCCGGAGGAGACCCCAAAGGACUUUCCCUUCGAAAUUGAAGACCAACGUGGACAGGGGACUAUAAUAUUGAGAAGAGAAUUUGUAGGAGACAAAAUAACUGUUGAAGUUCACCCGCCUGAACUCAAGAAUGCUGAGGACGAUGAAAGCUACAAUGAAGUUCCGAGAAUCCCAUUGGUUGUUAAGAUCUCACAUAAGAAUGGACCCGCGUUAGAGUUUGGUUGUAUUGCUUACACUGACGAGAUUUUGAUCGAACGCUUGGCCUUUAAGCUUCCUGAGAUCUCUGAGAAUCAGGUUGCUUACGAAGGACCUACUUUUGACAAAACACUGGACCGCGUAGAGCUUCCCUCAAGGUGUUGCGACUCCCGCCCCAGCGUAGAUUCUCGCCGCUCUUGUCGGUUAGUCGUGGUUGGCCGGAGCGUUUGGUGGAUGGACGGCGGCCGUUUGGUGACAGACAGAGGCGCCUGUUGUCCGGUGGAUUUUGCGAGCUUUGUUGGCUGAUGGGGUGAGGGUUGUCGUCCUCCGGUCACCGGUCUUGGGGUGGUCCGCCUGUGAGAAGAUUUUUAUCGUCUGGGGCAGUGUGAGCUAGCUGUGGCUACACUGGAGUUUCUGGUUCGGUUCUAGGGCUGGAAUCCUAUUCAGGUGGGCGGCUGUCUCCGGAAGUCGGGUCGUGGUUUGAUGCGGUUUGUUUGCUGGUUGAGAGGAGGGUGGUAGUCUUUUAUCUAGUGUUUUGUGUUGUGUUUGUGUUUUUUGUUAUGUGGUUAGUGUUUUUUAUUCUGCUUUGUAGAUGUUCUAGUAUCCUCUUGUAGGAGUUGUUAUUCUCCUCUGGUGGGAGCUUUUUAUUC
This is a messenger RNA of Striga asiatica, 1216 nucleotides long. Lineage: Eukaryota; Viridiplantae; Streptophyta; Magnoliopsida; Lamiales; Orobanchaceae. The record is from the annotation of a GenBank genome assembly.